Boleophthalmus pectinirostris (great blue-spotted mudskipper) is the source of this 1448-nucleotide messenger RNA. RefSeq names its product zinc finger protein 239-like. The coding region runs from base 296 to 1315 and encodes 339 amino acids. Gene Ontology annotation, biological process: regulation of transcription by RNA polymerase II. The transcript has 2 exons. The record is from RefSeq and is a predicted model, not a curated record. Gene Ontology annotation, molecular function: RNA polymerase II cis-regulatory region sequence-specific DNA binding; DNA-binding transcription factor activity, RNA polymerase II-specific. Lineage: Eukaryota; Metazoa; Chordata; Actinopteri; Gobiiformes; Gobiidae.
AAACCGCAGUAAAACCUGCAGAAGACAGAAGAAAACAUCUCCUGCACAUCGAUACUUCCAUGGCUCUGCUGAACACUGGUGCAUGAAUGAAUUUUAGAUCCAUUAAAGCAGGCAAUCCAAUAUAACAACUUUUGCCCGUGGACCGAAGUUUGCAAGGACAAAACUUUUUAAUAGUAGGUUUUAACGAAUUGAGCUCUUCGUGCCCAAAACUCACCCUGUGCCGUCCAGGCCUGAUAUGGAGCUAACGCUAAACUGUUAGCAUUAGCUGGACUAGCUCGUUUUACACUUUGCAGCAAUGGGUCCAGAUAAAACAUGUAAACAAGAAUCCUCUGACGAUGAUGAUGACUAUGUUGAAGAAGAUGAUUCAAGCGAAGAAUCAACAGAUACUGAACAUGAACCCUCCAGGCCUGCUUCUAAUAAGUACUGUGUUGUCAAAGAAGAGGAGGAAGGGGAUAUGUCUAUUCAGCACAAAAGCACAAACGAUAAAGGGGGCAAGCAUCCAUGUUCAGACUGUAUUAAAGUGUUUGGACCCUCUUCAGAUUUGAUUUGGCACAGGACUAGAUCGACGUGUGAAAAGAAACCACGUGCUCUCCAUCGCUGUUCCUUUUGCAGCAAACCUUUCAACAGACACAGCCACCUUGUGCGACACGAGCGAGUGCACACUGGGGAGAAGCCGUUCACCUGUUCUGUCUGUGGAAAACGUUUUGCCCAACUCAGAAGCUGUAACUCGCACGAGAAAACCCAUGAACCCACAUACGAGAGCCGAGAAAGAACGCACAAAUGUGACCUCUGUGACAGGGCUUUCACAGAAGCUAAAGUACUGCGCCGCCAUUUUCGAUCACAUACAGGAGAGCGGCCGUAUGAAUGUAGCGAGUGCACAAAAUGUUUUUCUCGCUCAGAAGGACUCAGAAGGCACAUGAGGAGCCACACAGGGGAGCGUCCAUUCACAUGCACUGUCUGUAAAAAGGCUUUUUAUUCACGAACAGACCUGAACAUUCACAUGCUCACACACUCAGGAGAGAAGCCACAUGUGUGUUCUGUGUGUGGUAAAAGUUUUGCUCAGGCAGGCAAUAUGAGAAUUCAUGAGCAGACUGUCCACUCUGAAACCCGCCAAUAUAGCUGCAAUGAAUGCGGAUCAACAUUUAAAGAGUACAGGACAAUGAAAAUGCAUCAGAGGAUACACACAGGGGAAAAGCCAUAUGUGUGCUUACCCUGUGGUGUCAGUUUCUUUUGGAGCCAUGCUUUAAGCAGGCACAAGAGGUCAGAUGCACAUAAGAAAAAGUUAUCUGAGAGUGGAGAUUUAGAGAGUACAUAAAUCUGUCUUAUGAAGUAUGUAAUGUUAAGUUUUUUUUGUAAGAAUCACAGUAAAGGAAAUCUUGUUUUACAUAUACUUAAAUGCGUUGGUCAGUUUCCUCAAUAAAUAUGUAUAAAUACUUUCUAUAGCUGCA